This is a messenger RNA of Seminavis robusta, 2157 nucleotides long. Lineage: Eukaryota; Bacillariophyta; Bacillariophyceae; Naviculales; Naviculaceae. The record is from the annotation of a GenBank genome assembly.
CCUGGAUCAUCUCGUUAUGGACGCCUCGACGCCCCGUUCAUCAUGAAUGAAUGCCUGGCUGCGCUCCAUCGCACGACAACCUCACAACCUCGCCGCUUCUUCUGGCUACCCAGCACGAAAUCCAAAGACCGACAGCUGAAUGACGAUCUCUAGCUUGUGUGAGUGGUACCACGGCGUACCGGUAUUCCGCAAGAGUGCCGAAGCCAAUCUUUUUGCCGGGGCGAGUAAUCUUGUACCAAACCAAUCCCGUGCUCCCCGAACAGAUCCAACAGUGCCUUCACGGCACCAGUUAGUUUCGUCUUCCACCCAAGUUUGGCCCGCUGCAUGAUGGCUUCGGCACUCGAGUACAUUACAGGUUAGCUAGCUAUUAGCCAAUGGCCAACACUAUGACAUACGGUAUGGAGAGUGGAGAGGGAUACCGGUACCGGUAUGAGCAAGUUAUAUCCUUCGCUCUCCGGUCUCCGGUUCGGUUACCGGAUCCUACCAGUACCGGUACCGAUAGCCACUUUGGAGUUCGGCUACCGAUACCUACUCGGUAAAGGUUGUGAUACUGGCAGUUAAAUCGCAACUACGAUGCGGUUUUAAGAAGGUCUUCCGAAGAGGAGCAAGGAUAUAAAGCGUCCAAGUUGAACCGGGUUUAAAUAAGCGGCAGCAGGACUUAAAGAAGGCGGAAUACAGGAAGCAGUUUUUGGUUCUUACGUACCGGACAGGUACCCUUGUCGACUGACGUGGUUCAACUCGUGGUUCAUACCAGUACAUGUACCAGAUACCAACAAUUUCCGGUUUGCUUCGGAUCUGCCUACCGGUAGCAUUCAGAGCUCACAAAAUCCUCGUCCAAGCGUCCAAGCAACACCUCAAAGCCAAUCCAAACUAGAAAAUUCAUUGACCAUGGUACCCGCUGCCACCAACCCCAACCUUUCCAAUGCGGUGUGCGUAAUCACCGGCUCCAACUCUGGAUUUGGCAUGCACGUUGCCAAAGGAAUCGCCAGGCAAGGAGGUGCUGUGGUAAUCUCUGGGAGAAAUGCCGGAAAAAAUGAAAGAGUCAAAGCCGAGUGUGAAGCAUUGGGAGGAAAAGCGAUUGCUGUGACGACGGAUAUUUCCGACAAUGAGUCCGUCAAGAACCUUUUUACCAAGGCUCGAGAAGCCUUUGGUGACAUUACCCAUGUCUUUCUCAACGCUGGCGUGUUCCCCACAAGCUGUCCCAACUAUGCCCUGGACGACGAUGAAGUCGCCAUCAAGGAGAUUGAAAACCAAAUCAAUAUCAACGUCAAAGGAACCCUGUUCACGGUUCGCAAGGCCUUCAAAACUCUGACAGAACAGGGCAAGGGCGGAUGUGUGGUCUUCACAUCUUCGGUUGGAGCCAGUAUGGGCAAUGGCUGUGGUGAGAUCUUGCCCGCUGGCAACACCAUCUUUAGCUUGUACACCAGCACCAAGACGUUUGUGGAUUCCGUUGCCCGAGGAAGUACCACUUUUCUCAAGGAUCACAACAUUCGAACAUACACCAUUUCCCCUUCGGUUUACAUCACGGGCCUUUACGGGAACCAAGCCGCCGACGGUACUGGAUCGGUAGUCAACCCACUCUUGAAAGACUACAGUGGCGAUGCUCGUGACGUUGCCAAGGUUGUUUUGGCAUUGAUGGAUGGAAGUUCCUCGUGGAAACCAGGCUCCAAUGUGGCCUGUGAAGGACCCUUCACCUAUGAUGUUCACGAACGUUACAAGAUCAUGUAUGCUCCGGAAUCCUUUGGUAUUGCAUCGCCCCCCAUCCCAAUGGAAUCUCUUUGCAACUACUUGGGAGAGCCGGCGUCCGUUACCAAAGAGGACCUAGAAGAGAUUUAUGCGGACUACAAAGCCGCGCAACUGGAGCAGGAAGCAAAAAAGGGGGCAGCUUUCAAGGCGGCCAAGGAGGUGGAACCUGAAAUACCCAAUGUGUCGGUCGAUGGGGACAUUAAAGAAGUCGUCUGCUAAACGUCAACUGAAUUUGAGCGGAGAAAACGAAUGAUAUUCCGGUGUCGAGGAUGGCGACAUGCCAAAACUUGGACGUGGUGCUCCGAUGCAUGUUGCGGAGGUAAAGUGGUCAGCCUGCCUACCGAUACCAUGAUUGAAUUAUACGGUAUCGGUAUUAAUAGCGCUUUUAUGUAAAGGAAGUAGAAGUUUUGC